Lipotes vexillifer (Yangtze River dolphin) is the source of this 2032-nucleotide messenger RNA. RefSeq names its product mediator complex subunit 26 (gene MED26). NCBI's taxonomy places the organism in Eukaryota, Metazoa, Chordata, Mammalia, Artiodactyla, Lipotidae. The transcript has 3 exons. Gene Ontology annotation, biological process: positive regulation of gene expression; regulation of transcription by RNA polymerase II. The coding region runs from base 233 to 2032 and encodes 599 amino acids. Gene Ontology annotation, molecular function: transcription coregulator activity. The record is from RefSeq and is a predicted model, not a curated record. Gene Ontology annotation, cellular component: core mediator complex; mediator complex; nucleus.
AGCGGCGACGGCUCCAGCGGCUCCUCCUCCUCCUCCUCUGGUGGCGGCGGCGCCCCGGGCCUGAGCCCCGGCCCCGGCUCCCCUCUCCGCCGCCCCGCGCGCCCCCACUUCCCCCGGUGCCGCGGGGAACAUGAGGCUCCGCUCCCGGAGGCCGGCGAGUGAGUGACCCCCGUCCGCCGCCUCAGCCCGCCCGCCCGCUGGCCCGGCCGCUCCCCCCCGCCUCGCCCAGGCAAUGACAGCGGCUCCGCCGUCUCCGCAGCAGAUCAGGGACCGGCUGCUGCAGGCCAUCGACCCCCAGAGCAACAUCCGGAACAUGGUGGCGGUGCAGGAAGUCAUCUCCAGCCUGGAGAAAUACCCCAUUACCAAAGAGGCACUGGAGGAAACCCGACUUGGGAAGCUCAUCAACGACGUCCGCAAGAAGACGAAGAACGAGGAGCUCGCCAAGCGGGCCAAGAAGCUGCUGCGGAGCUGGCAGAAGCUCAUCGAGCCCGUGCACCAGAAUGAGGCUGCACUGCGGGGGCUGGCGGGUGCCCCCGGCUCGGCCAACGGGGGCGCCCAUAACUGCCGGCCGGAGGCAGGGGCGGCCGGCCCGCCCAAGAGCAUCCAUGACCUGAAGAACCGCAAUGACAUCCAGAGGCUGCCCGGGCAGCGGCUGGACAGGCUGGGCAGCCGCAAGCGCCGGGGGGACCAGCGCGACCUCGGUCACCCUGGGCCACCUCCCAGGGUCUCCAAAGUGAGCCACGACUCCCUGGUAGCCAACUCGUCCCCCCUCCCCACCAAUGGGAUCAGUGGGAGCCCUGAGAGCUUCCCCGGCCCCCUGGACAGCAGCGGGCACGUUGGCCCCGAGGGCAGCCGCCUGGAGCACAGUGAGAAUGACAAGCACAGUGGCAAGAUCCCCGUCAAUGCCGUGAGGCCACACACCAGCUCCCCGGGCCUGGGCAAGCCCCCCAGGCCCUGCUUGCAGAUGAAGGCUGUGGUGCUGCAGCAGCUAGACAGGGUGGACGAGACUCCAGGUCCCCCCCACCCCAAGGGGCCGCCUCGCUGCUCUUUCAGUCCCCGGAACUCACGGCACGAGGGCUCCUUUGCCCGGCAGCGGAGCCCGUACACAUACAAGGGCUCCAUGCCCAGUCCCUCGCCUCGGCCCCAGUCACUCGAUGCCACACAGGUGCCGUCACCGCUUCCGCUGGCCCAGCCAUCCACGCCCCCCGUGCGGCGGCUCGAGCUGCUGCCCAGCGCAGAGAGCCCGGUGCGCUGGCUGGAGCAGCCUGAGGGCCACCAGCGGCUCAUGGGGUUGGGCUGCAAGGCAGGGCUGCCACCGGCCGAGCCCCUCCUGCCCCGGGCAGGCUUCUCCCCGGACUCCUCCAAGGCAGACAGCGAUGCUGCCUCCUCCGGUGGCUCGGACAGCAAAAAGAAGAAGAGGUACCGGCCUCGUGACUACACGGUUAACUUGGACGGGCAGGUGGCCGAGGCAGGUGUCAAGCCUGUCCGGUUAAAAGAGCGGAAGCUCACCUUUGACCCCAUGACGAGACAGAUCAAACCUCUGACCCAGAAAGAGCCAGUGCGGGCCGACAGCCCUGUGCACACGGAGCAGCCGAGGACAGAGCUGGACAAGCCCGAGGCCAAGGCCAGCCUCCAGAGCCCUUUUGAACAGACGAACUGGAAGGAGCUGUCGCGCAACGAGAUCAUCCAGUCCUACCUGAGCCAGCAGAGCAGCCUGCUCUCGUCAUCGGGCGCACAGACCCCGGGCGCUCACCACUUCAUGUCCGAGUACCUGAAGCAGGAGGAGAGCACUCGGCGCGGGGCCCGGAAGCCGCACGUGCUGGUGCCUCACAGCCCGCCCUCGGACCUCCCAGGGCUAAGCCGUGAGGUCACGCAGGACGAUCUGGACAGGAUCCAGGCCCAUCAGUGGCCGGGGGUGAACGGGUGUCAUGACACACAGGGUAACUGGUAUGACUGGACGCAGUGCAUAUCGCUCGACCCGCACGGCGACGACGGGCGGUUGAACAUUCUGCCUUAUGUCUGCUUGGACUGA